AUGGCGCAACCCGCGGAUCACGAAAAAGGACCCGAUAAGACUUUAAUGAACCCAGGGCCUAGAUCGGACGAGUCACCUCCCUCAAGAGAGUGUGGCGUGGCGGACCUUGAUGGCGAAUAUCAGCGCCUCCUAGUCCGUGCCAUCAACCGUCUUCUUUCGACGGAGCUUGCGGAAUUUACCUUUGCCCAAAUUCUCGAUGGCCUUCCCACAGGGGAGGUCGCUUACGAUUCCCUCGCAAUACCGUAUGGGGACCACCCUAUUGGUACCGUCCAUGACGAACUGUGCCCGGGUAUGGUGGACAAGCUGAUCCUGGCGUACCGGGCUUCUUCUCCAAACUCAAGCGACUUUCAAACCCGCCUCGUUGAGUUAGUAGCCGUGGCUGUUCAUCAAAUUGCCGCACUUCUCUUCGAGCUAGACAGCAGCUUGCAUAAGGACGACGGUGUGACUGACUGGGUGCCACCCAAGUCCGACGAGUAUUACCAGCAGUACCCCCGAGGAAUUGCGGAUAUGGUGGGCUAUUGGGCCGAGUCCCGUAUUUUCGGCGGCGUUGUGUUGUUCUACCGGCGCAGUCCAACUGGUGGUGGCCCAGAGGUUGAUCCUAACGCGAUUUAUUUACACCCAAAUCGGCAAAAGAUAACCUACCGUAUUUUCCAGCUACUACCCGAUCAACGGAGCGCGUUUGUGGAUUUCUUGCUAGCCGACGACCCGGCCCCAGCCUCACCCUUCUCAAUCCUCCCCGAUGAGAACAACCGCAUCCGUGUAGACCCGGAAGAGCCCAUUCGGGAAACGGGAAUUUAUCGAGAUCCAUGGGAGCGGGCGGAGCUCGGGCGAGACCAGGGCGACGGGAGGUAUAUAACGGUAUGGGAUCGGCUAGAGUAUCCAACCACGGAGGAUUACAUUGCUUCGAGGGGACGGGCGCAGCGUCGCAAGUAUGGAAUCAUCUCAGAGGCUUCUGAUUCGGAGAAUGAAGGCAGGGAAUGA
Dichotomopilus funicola is the source of this 981-nucleotide messenger RNA. RefSeq lists its product as uncharacterized. The transcript is spliced from 3 exons. Lineage: Eukaryota; Fungi; Ascomycota; Sordariomycetes; Sordariales; Chaetomiaceae. The record is from RefSeq and is a predicted model, not a curated record. The coding region runs from base 1 to 981 and encodes 326 amino acids.